AUGAAGGUCCUCAUCAAGACCUACGGAGCUGAGCUGUUCAAGGCCGGCAUCUACAAGCUGCUGUGGUCGGUCUUCCUGCUGCUCGGCGCCUACUUCUUCACGCGCAGCAUCCUGCUGUGCAUCCGCACCCUGGAGGGCAAGGACCAGUCGCCGUUCGACACCGAGUGGAAGGGCUGGGCCCUCACCGCCUGCUUCUUCGUCAACGCAUGGCUGCUGGGCCUGAUGAUGCAGCGCAUGUCCUACGGCUGCUUGGGCGUGGGCAUCCGCGCCCGCGCAGCCCUCACCACCGCUGUUGCGCGCAAGUGCUACGGCAUGGCCCACCUCACCAAGGACACCGCCGCCGAGGCUGUCAGCUUUGUCGCCAACGAUAUCAACAAGAUCUUCCAGGGCAUGCAGGAGAUCCACUUCCUCUGGGGCGCCCCCAUCGAGGCCGUGGCGAUCAUGGUCCUGCUGGCGUCGCUGGUCGGCAAGUACUGCCUGCCCGGCGUGGGCAUCCUCUGCCUGGUCGUGCCCGCCCAGUACUACUUCGGCUACCGCAUCAUCAAGAACAAGGUCGCCAACUUCCCCAACACCAACGCGCGCUACUCCAUCAUCCAGGAGCUGCUGCCUGCCAUGAAGCUGGUGAAGUACUACGGCUGGGAGAGGUUCUUCGAGGGCGAGAUCUCUGAUGCGCGGUCCCGCGAGAUGCGCCUGCUGAUCCGCAACGCCAUCAUCAAGACCAUCAACGUCACGAUGGUGUUCGGCGUUCCUCCUGUUGUGACCUUCGCCGUCCUGGUCCCCUAUGAGCUCACCAACGAGAACCCGUCCGGUGGUGUCUUCAUCACGCCGCAGACCGCCUUCACCAUGCUCUCGCUGUUCAACGUCCUGCGCUUCCCGCUGAUGCUGCUGCCCAAGGCGCUGCGCUGCGUGUCCGAGGCGAUCCAGGCGUCUGAGACCAUCGAGACGUUCCUGGCCGAGCCCGCUGCCCCCAAGCAUGACACCGAGGGCGCACCCGGCGUCAGCUUCAGCAAGGCGACCUUCAAGCACGUGCUUGGCGACAGCCCCUUCCGCCUGAAUGUCCCUGAGUUCAGUGUGCGGCCCGGGGAGCUGGUUGCUGUGGUGGGGCGCGUGGGUGCCGGCAAGUCCUCCCUCCUGCAGGCCAUCAUGGGCAACAUGUCGCUGGAGUCCGGCAGUGCACACGCCGCAGGCCGCAUGGCCUACGUCCCCCAGACCGCCUGGUGCCAGAACCUGGCCCUGCGCGACAACAUCAUCUUCGGCGAGGAGGUGGACGAGGCGCUGUACGACGACGUCAUCGACGCCUGCGCCCUCGGCCUCGACCUGCAGAUCCUGCCCCAGGGCGACCAGACCAAGGCCGGCCUGCGCGGCAUCAACCUGUCUGGUGGACAGCGCCAGCGCCUCAACCUCGCCAGGUGCGCCUACUUCGGCGGUGACCUCGUCCUCCUCGACAACGCCCUGUCGGCCGUCGACCACCACACCGCCCAGCACAUCUUUGACCGCUGCAUCAAGGGGCUCUUCAGGAACAAGGCCACCGUGCUCAUCACCCACCAGGUCGAGUUCCUGCCGCGCUGCGACAAGGUGGCCAUCAUGGACGAGGGCAACUGCGUCUACUUCGGUCCCUGGAACGAGGGCGCGCAGAAGCUGCUCUCCAGGUACCUCCCCGCCUCCCACCUCCUGGCUGCCGCGGGCAACGCUGAGCAGCCGCGCGACGAGAAGAAGAAGCCGGCCAAGGCUGCCACCACCACCAACCAGGAUAAGGCUAAGAAGGCUGCCGCUGCCCACAGCCCCAGCCUCACCCUCGGCGCCGCCAUCUGGGAGUACGCCUGGGAGGCCCGCUGGACCAUCUUCGUGCUGAGCCUGUUCUUCUUCCUGAGCGCCCAGACCAGCCGUCAGAUCGCGGAUUACUUCAUCCGCUGGUGGACCAACGACUUCUACAAGAAGUACAACCCCGCCUGCGAGGGCCGCCUGUAUGGCGUGCUUGCCCUUGGCGGCUUCCUCACCCUCAUGCUCUUCCGCGGCACGUUCCUGUACACCUGGGCGAUCGGCGCUGCCAACCGGCUGCAGGUCAAGAGCGUCCACCGCAUCCUCUACGCGCCUCUGGGCUUCUUCCUCACGACCCCCGUUGGUGACCUGCUGGUGUCCUUCACCAAGGACCAGGACAUCCUCGAUGAGGCCCUGCCCGACGCCCUCUACUACAGCGGCAUCUACGCCCUCAUCCUGUGCGCGACCACCAUCACUGUGUCCAUCGUCAUCCCCGCGUUCGGCGCCCUGGCCGGCGGCCUGUUCCUCGUCAGCGGCCUCAUGCUGUCGCUCUACCUGCCCGCCGCCACGCACCUCAAGAAGCUGCGCAUGGGCACUGCGGGUGAUCUCGUGACCCUCAUCGCUGAGUCGCUGGAUGGCCUGACCGUGAUCCAGGCCUACAACAAGCAGCAGUACUUCACCCAUGUGACUGAGCAGCGGGUGGAUGACGCCCACCGCGCCCUGUUUGGCUCCGAGUGCCUCAACCUGUGGCUGGCCUUCUUCUGCGACUUCUACGGCGCGUGCAUGGUUCUGGCGGUGGCGUCCUUCGGUAUCGGCCAGUGGCGCGUGCUGGGCUCCUCCAACGUCGGCCUCGCCUUCUCUCAGUCCAUCCAGAUGUUGGUGUUCUACACGGGUUCCAUCCGCCUGGUUGCCGAGUGCAUCGGCCUGUUCGGCUCUGGGGAGAAUCUGGCCUGGAUCGCCAACCACACCCCCCAGGAGGGCGGCCGCCUCGCGUGCCCCGCGCUCGCCGGCGACGACGACGAGGGCAAGCCCGCCAAGAGCACCGUUGGCAAAGCCCUGCCCCCGCCUGCGGAGAGCAUUGAGGUCGAGAUUGCCAGGAGCAAGGGCAAGCACGGCCCGCCCAUGGGCUGGCCUCGCACUGGCGACGUCAAGUUUGACGGUGUUGUUAUGAAGUACGCCCCGCACCUGCCCCCCGCCCUGCGCGGCGUCAGCUUCACCAUCAGGAGCGGCGAGAAGGUUGGCGUCGUGGGCCGCACGGGCAGCGGCAAGUCCACCCUGCUGCUGGCGCUGUACCGCAUGUUCCGCCUGGAGGCAGGCAGCAUCAAGGUCGAUGGCAUCGACAUCUCGGGGCUGUCGCUGCAGCAGCUGCGCCGCGGCCUGUCCAUCAUCCCCCAGGAGCCCGUGGUCUUCAGCGGCAGCGUGCGCUCCAACCUCGACCCCUUCGACGAGUAUGGCGGCGACGCUGAGCUGUGGUCAGCGCUCAGGGACUGCGGCCUAGACUCCACGGUCAAGAUGGCGGGCGGCCUGGACGCGCGGCUGGACGGCACUGGCGGCAAUGCCUGGUCCCUGGGCCAGCAGCAGCUCAUGUGCCUGGCCCGCGCGCACCUGAAGAAGGUCCCCGUGCUGUGCUGCGAUGAGGCGACGGCGGCGCUGGACCCUGCAACCGAGGCAAAUGUCCUGGAGAUCAUCGAGCGCAUCUUCGCGGACCGCACUAUCCUCACCAUCGCGCACAGGCUGGACAGCGUCAUCCGCUCCGACCAGGUCAUCGUCAUGGACGCCGGCCAGGUCAGCGAGAUCGGCGUCCCCACCGCCCUCCUGUCCAAGCCCGGCGGCGCCUUCUCCGCGCUGGUCGACCGCACCGGCCCCGCCGGCGCCGCCGCGCUCAGGAUGAUGGCCGCCGAGUUCGCGACCGAGCGCGCCGCUGCGAUGCAGAUGGCGAUGCGCCCGCGCCCGUCGCUGGACGCCGCGCGCCGCGUCAGCCUCGAGCGGCUGUCGCUCGACCGCGCGCCGCACGGCGCGGCGCCGCGCGCGCCGGGCGCGCCGACGGCGAGCGUAACGCUCGGCGCCCCCCGCCACUGA
Monoraphidium neglectum is the source of this 3837-nucleotide messenger RNA. Its product is annotated as ABC transporter, multidrug resistance associated protein. Gene Ontology annotation, molecular function: ABC-type transporter activity; ATP hydrolysis activity; ATP binding. The record is from RefSeq and is a predicted model, not a curated record. Gene Ontology annotation, cellular component: membrane. Gene Ontology annotation, biological process: transmembrane transport. Bases 1 to 3837 code for a protein of 1278 amino acids. The transcript has 35 exons. NCBI's taxonomy places the organism in Eukaryota, Viridiplantae, Chlorophyta, Chlorophyceae, Sphaeropleales, Selenastraceae.